Nelumbo nucifera (sacred lotus) is the source of this 1694-nucleotide messenger RNA. RefSeq names its product Transducin/WD40 repeat-like superfamily protein (gene MSI1). Gene Ontology annotation, molecular function: protein binding. NCBI's taxonomy places the organism in Eukaryota, Viridiplantae, Streptophyta, Magnoliopsida, Proteales, Nelumbonaceae. The record is from RefSeq and is a predicted model, not a curated record.
CUAUCACCACUCCUCCCUUUCCCGCUCGCACUAUUUCCCUCCCAUUCCUCUCCGUCAUACUCCAGCGUUUCUUUUUUUCUCUCUUGCUAAUUUUCAAAAAAGAAAAAUAGAGAGAGAAGGAAGGAGAGACUCUAGAGAAGAACAAAGAAGAAUGGCCAAGGACGAGGAGGAAUUCAGGGGAGAGAUGGAGGAACGAUUAAUCAACGAGGAAUACAAGAUAUGGAAGAAGAACACCCCAUUUCUAUACGAUCUGGUCAUAACACACGCUCUAGAAUGGCCUUCUCUUACGGUACAAUGGCUCCCUGAUCGGGAGGAGCCGCCAGGGAAGGACUACUCGGUGCAAAAGAUGAUUUUGGGGACUCACACUUCGGAGAACGAGCCCAACUACUUGAUGCUGGCUCAGGUCCAGCUUCCCUUGGAGGAUGCCGAGAACGAUGCCCGACAGUACGAAGACGAACGCGGGGAGAUCGGGGGCUUUGGAUGUGCUAAUGGGAAGGUACAAAUAAUCCAGCAAAUAAAUCAUGAUGGAGAGGUGAACCGUGCUCGUUAUAUGCCUCAAAACCCAUUUAUUAUUGCAACAAAGACUGUUAGUGCAGAGGUCUAUGUUUUUGAUUAUAGCAAACACCCAUCUAAGCCCCCCUUAGAUGGUGCAUGCAAUCCUGACUUGAGAUUGAGGGGCCACAACACCGAAGGAUAUGGUUUGUCUUGGAGUCUGUUCAAGCAGGGCCAUCUUUUGAGCGGCUCUGAUGAUGCUCAGAUAUGCUUGUGGGACAUCAAUGCAACUCCUAAGAACAAGGCUAUUGAGGCUCAGCAAAUUUUCAAGGUCCAUGAAGGUGUUGUGGAAGAUGUUGCAUGGCAUCUGAGGCAUGAAUAUUUGUUUGGUUCAGUUGGAGAUGAUCACUAUCUUCUUAUUUGGGAUUUACGUUCACCAUCAAGCAACAAACCAAUCCAGUCUGUUGUUGCUCAUCAAGGUGAGGUUAAUUGCUUAGCAUUCAAUCCUUUUAAUGAGUGGGUUGUUGCAACGGGUUCGACUGAUAAAACUGUUAAGCUAUUUGACCUCCGCAAGAUCAAUACAGCACUGCACACAUUUGAUUGUCACAAGGAGGAGGUUUUCCAAGUUGGAUGGAAUCCAAAGAAUGAGACUAUAUUGGCUUCAUGCUGUCUUGGCAGAAGGCUUAUGGUGUGGGAUCUGAGCAGGAUUGAUGAAGAGCAGACCCCAGAGGAUGCAGAAGAUGGUCCCCCGGAGCUACUCUUCAUUCAUGGAGGGCACACAAGCAAAAUAUCAGAUUUCUCGUGGAAUCCCUGUGAAGAUUGGGUUAUUGCAAGCGUUGCCGAAGAUAACAUUCUUCAAAUCUGGCAGAUGGCAGAGAACAUCUAUCAUGAUGAAGAUGAUCUACCAGGUGAGGAAUCUGCCAAGGCUUCCUAGUCUUUCAUCUCCCAGUUCCUUGGGGCCUGCCAACAAAGAAAUAGAGUUGACAGUGAAGAUGUAAAACUCUAAUUGUUCUGUUUUAGAUAUUGUGACUAGAGAAUUCAUCUGUAGUAUGGUAUACCUACUUCAGCAUAUGCUGCCUUCUCUGCAGAAUUUAGUUUCUUAUUUAUGUAUUUGUUUCCAAUGUAGUUUUAGAGUUGAUACUAAGCCUCCUUUGUAGCCUUGCACCACUCACAUUAUAGUAGUUGGAGAGAUUGAGCUUGAA